AUGGCCCCAUCGUCGCAUCUAUUGGCUCCGAUAGUUUUGCUGUCGCUGAUCAGCGUUGGCCAAAGUAUCCUGCUGUACGCGCCGAGAUCGCUGGUUCAGUUCACGAUAGGCGUCUCAGUUCCGGUAUCCAUGAACAAAAGGGGCGGCGUGGUGUUCUCCACCGCAUUCCAACUAAAUUAUAAACUUCCAACGAACUUGUCGGAGCUCGAGCCUACAAUAAUACCGGCCCGCCAGAUGAGGGACUUGCGUCUCCAGGACACUUACGAGACCAUCGAAAAUAUGUUCGACCGGCAUGGCUGGCGGGACGGCAAGAACUGUCUUUUAAGGACCAUUUGCGAGCUCGCGGAGACACCGUUUGGCAGGACACGAGGGCAGGACGUUCUCGAGGAGGUGAUCCACUUAAUUUUAACACCCACCGAGGACUUGCCAGGGACAGCUAAUUCCACUCACCGCAGCGUCGACGAAUUGUAUCGGGAAGCGGAACGAUUGGGAGGAUCUGGCGGUGACUGCGUCCUGGCCUAUCCAGAUUGCAUCGAGUCACCUUUGGAAUCAUUCACGAAGAUCGCAUUCCCUUAG
Molecule: messenger RNA, 576 nt
Organism: Nomia melanderi (Alkali bee)
Lineage: Eukaryota; Metazoa; Arthropoda; Insecta; Hymenoptera; Halictidae
Source: RefSeq, a predicted model, not a curated record